AUGGAAUCACCAAAAAAGGUUUUAAAGACAUAUACUCCAAAAGACUUUUCAAAAGAACUUACAACACAUGAUAACCUUUCUUUUAUGUCUUGUAGAAAAUCAGAGUUAAUUAAAGCUUCAAGAACAAAUAGAGAAAAAAAGAGUUUCCAACAAUUACUCUGUAUUGGAUUACUUUCACACCAUGUGUCUUUAGUUAUAAAAUUGCCUAUUAAAAAAUCACACAUUACAAUGGAAUUUAUCAAAGUCAAAAAUAUUCAUUUCAAAAAUGGUGAAAGUCUUGAAAUAGAAGAUUUUAUCAUUAAAAGAUGUAAUGAAAUUUAUAACCAUGAUAUUACAAAAGGAAUUCCAUUAAAAACAGCUCAAAGAAGACUUGAAGUAAAUAAAAAAAUAGAGACAAUUCACUUUCUUCAAGACCUUCUUUUAGACUAUGGAUACUUUUUUACAUUAGCCACUGAAAAAGGAAAGAAAUCAACAAACAAACUUACUUAUAUUACUGAAGUUUUCAAAAAUGGGAAAUGUAUUUUUUCAAAAAACCAAUUAUUGCCAUAUAUUAAUUCAUUAAGGUCCACACUUAAAUCAAAAGUAAUGAAUCAUUGUGGGUACUUCAAAAUUGAGUCCCCACUCGAUCCAAAUAACGUUAAAUAA
Molecule: messenger RNA, 645 nt
Organism: Entamoeba nuttalli P19
Lineage: Eukaryota; Evosea; Mastigamoebida; Endamoebidae
Exons: 1
Coding region: 1-645 (214 amino acids)
Source: RefSeq, a predicted model, not a curated record